Emiliania huxleyi CCMP1516 is the source of this 967-nucleotide messenger RNA. RefSeq lists its product as hypothetical. NCBI's taxonomy places the organism in Eukaryota, Haptophyta, Isochrysidales, Noelaerhabdaceae. The transcript is spliced from 2 exons. The record is from RefSeq and is a predicted model, not a curated record. Bases 198 to 596 code for a protein of 132 amino acids.
AAAGCUUAAAUGAUCGAUAUAUGUACGUCCAUAUACGCAAUACGCGAGAAUACAAGUUACAACACAGAUCACAGUCAGUCACGCUCACACCUGGAAGCUCUUGGUCUGAGCUCUUUCUUACUCUGGACCGACAUGCAUGGGUCAUGGCUGCGCCGCAUGCCCAGCGAGCGUUCAGGCCAUGCUCGCUCGAUAAUUAAAUGCCCCGCCCAGAGGCUCGCCAGGCGGCCAGCCAGGGCCAAGCUCACUCGCUCGGCCGUCUGCGCGUGUGUGCACGUGCUACACCGCGGGCAGCGGCUUGCUGCGCACAGGAGUGGGGGGGGAGGGAGACCUCCGGGGCCGCUGACUCAGCUGAGCCCCAGCGCCUCGAGGGCGUCAGGGUCGUAGUUGGUGCGGCAGUGCUCCCACCACUCUUCUUUGUCGCGCUCGCCGUCGGCGCUGUAGAAAGGGACCAGCGCGAAGAAGCCGAAGAAGAAGAAGACGAGCGACAGGAAGAUGGCGAAGAUGGCCAGCUUGCCCUUGAGCCGAUCGCUGAGCCCCGCCUGCUGCGGGAUCGGCACCGACAGCUCGAGCCCACCCCGCAGCUUCACCACCGGUAGCGCGUUGCGCACCUAUCAUGACAAAGCCCACGUUGGGUAUGUGUGGGGACGCGGCCCUUGGCCGGGAGGGGGGGGGGGGGGGGCUGCGGGCGUGCACGCACAGCCGGGCGGGUGUAGGGCGGACGCCGCCGCGUCCCGCUGCUGUGGGCGGAAAUCGUCUCCGACUGCCACCGCUUGGCUCGCUCCGUGCGCUGCUGCACGGAUCGGAUCGACGCAAGCCGAUCCUGGACGGCCUUGAGCCGUUGCGCGACACGAUCGGGGGAAGACGAGGAAGAAGUGUCCGAGCCCACAUCGAAGGUCUGCGGCGACACCGCCGACGAGAGAGUCACUGGCGAGACUCCCCCCGACCCCGCAACCUAACGGCGCAAGAG